CAUCGAAACAUGUGGGAGUCACAUGUGACGUCCACUUUGCCGUAUUUCAUAAUCGCAUCGUGCGAUAAAACGGUGAUCUAAUCCGUUACGUCAGAUCGGCAAUGUGUAUGAUUCAAUCUCGUGCAAUUUUUCUAUACCCAUUGCAGAAAUAGAUCACGAUUUAAAUUUACAUUUGUGAUUAAGCGUAAUCGAGAGAUAGGAAAAGCGGACGGGAUGAACUGUUAGUGCGAAUUUUGUUUAUGUCACUGUGUGGUUGCUUGUUUUAUCUAUCAUCUAUUUAUAGAAACAAUGCGUUAAUCAUAAAUAUUUUGAAACAAUUCGACUCGUUUCGUUCACCGUCUCGAUUUAUUCGAAAGCAACGAUUUAUUUGGCCAGAAAGGAAAUCAAUGAAUCAUAAAUAAUUGAAAGCAACGAAAUGAAAUGUGAUAGUUGGAUGACACCAUCUGACUGAUUGCAAACGUUCUGGUAGAUUUGAAUGUUCGAUGAAGAGCGGGUGAUUUCAGUUUAGUGUCCUCUGGUGAUUUGGUGACUUUCGCAUCGUCGUCCUGCCAAAAACACCGUUGGUACGAGUGUGUGGUAGUGCGUGAAUAUGUCUGACAUCGGUAGCGGAGAUGAGGGCUCGAAUUCGCAGAGCCAACAGGGCCAGAUGGAACAGGAGCUGGCCACCAAGAUGCUCCAGAUCCAGAGCAAGAGGUUCUAUUUGGACGUGAAGCAGAACAGAAGGGGGAGGUUCAUCAAGGUGGCUGAGAUCGGAGCAGACGGACGUAGAUCGCAGAUCUUCUUGGCGCUGUCGACGGCGGCGGAGUUCCGCGAUCACCUGUCCGCCUUCAGCGAUUUUUACUCCUCACUAGAUUCUGUUGGUGGUUUAGGUCCCCCGAACCCGGACAACGUGCCCGAGGACGGGAAGCUGAAGAGCGAGAUGAUGAUCAAGGAGAACCGGCGCUACUACCUCGAUCUGAAGGAGAACUCGCGCGGCCGCUUCCUGCGGGUGUCGCAGACGAUAACGCGCGGCGGUCCGCGGUCGCAAGUGGCCAUCCCCGCCCAGGGCAUGAUCGAGUUCCGCGACGCCCUCACCGACCUGCUGGACGAGUUCAGCGCCGACGAGCACGCCUACAAGCCGGACCUGCCCGACGGCCGACACAUGCACGUCGACAACAAGAACUUCUACUUCGACAUCGGGCAGAACAACCGCGGCGUCUACAUGCGCAUCAGCGAGGUCAAGACCAACUUCCGGACGGCCAUCACGGUGCCGGAGAAGAGUUGGCCGCGGUUCCGCGACAUCCUCGCCGACUACUGCGACAAGAUCAAGCAGCCGACGUCGUCGUCGAGUCAGGCGGGCGGUGUGGGCGGAGGCGGCAGCGGCGGCGGCGGCAGUGGCGGCGUCACGACGCCCUCGUCCGGACCGGUGCCGUCGUCUGCGCAGGACCAACAGCAGCAGCAGCAGCAGCAGCAGCAACAGACGUUGAUGGGCAACAACAGCAACAGUUUGACCGCGCAUCAGCAACAGCAACAGCAGCAACCGCAGCAGCAGCAACAGCUACAGCAGGACACCGGAACGGCGGUCAAAAUAGGCUAGAACGCGCGCCUCCACCGACGUGACAACCUCUAGAACAUUUAGACGAUUAUUAUUAUUACUAUUCAAAUUAAAACAAACAAAAAAAUUAUUAUAUGGUUAUUAACAAAUUCAUCCAAUUGGACCGGACCCGAAUCGGAUCGGCGGACGUCGGACGAAGGACGAAGGACAUCGAUUCGGCGGCAACAGCAACAACACUCUCACACCUCACACACAAGACAACAACAACAACAACAUCAUCAACAACAUCAACAACAACUACAACAACAACAACAACAUCGUCCACCUAUCGCUGACCAACUGUCCGUUAGCUGAAUGCGCAGGAACCGGAUGUGAAGAUUGCUGUCCGAGUCUGCCCGAGUCUCCACGAGUUUUGUGUGUGUGCGCAUUCGCAGAACAAGUACGUGGUUGGUUCACAUUCACACCUUAUUGAUAAUAUUCCACGGUCACAUCGUUUCUCAUUUACAUUUUGAAUUGUUGAUUGUGUUGUUGAUUUUUGUACUAUAUAGUUAUUAUUGUCAUUCUCACCGUUCACCGGUUCCGAUUUCAACGGAUGCAAAAAUGUUUUGAUUUGUUUGUUUGAUUGUUUGUUUGUUUGUUUGUUUGUUUGUUUGUUGUUUAUUUGUUUGUUGGAGCACCACCCACUUUUCUCGCGUACUAAGCGCCGGUACUACAACCCGAUUAUUAUUCAUUUGUGUUUUUUUUACUUGUUUAAAUAUAUAUAUUAUAUUAAAUUUUUUAUUACUGUGAUCCCAUUGUUUUUAAUAAAACAUUGUAAACUAUUUAUUUAUUUAUUAAAUUGCUUUUGUUUUA
Aethina tumida (small hive beetle) is the source of this 2386-nucleotide messenger RNA. Its product is annotated as transcriptional activator protein Pur-beta. Gene Ontology annotation, cellular component: nucleus. Lineage: Eukaryota; Metazoa; Arthropoda; Insecta; Coleoptera; Nitidulidae. The record is from RefSeq and is a predicted model, not a curated record. The transcript has 5 exons. Gene Ontology annotation, biological process: regulation of transcription by RNA polymerase II. Bases 590 to 1576 code for a protein of 328 amino acids. Gene Ontology annotation, molecular function: RNA polymerase II transcription regulatory region sequence-specific DNA binding; DNA-binding transcription factor activity, RNA polymerase II-specific; purine-rich negative regulatory element binding.